UCACCUCUCCUGAUCAACCCAAUACCUCCCAUCACGAGGUUCCUGUCCUCAUGUUCUAGUUCGGAACCCUUCACUUUCUGGCUGUUUGUUCCGAACAGCUAGUCUUCGUAAUACUGGCCGUUUAUAUCCUUCAAGGAUGUCUGGAGUGAUCGAGUACUUCAGGGAUAACUGGGAUGUGGAAAGUGAUCCCAAGGCGUACGAGCUUCUGUCGAUUCUAGCUUUCGCGUGCAUCUUCCCGACGCUCCGUUUCAUUCUGGACAGACUCGUCUUUGAGAAAGUGGGCCGACGGUACAUCCUUGGCAGAGGGGACUGGACUAAGAGCAAUGGAGCAGCCACAGCCCUUGAGAAGUCGGAGAAACAAGCACUGCUAAAGACCCACAUUAAGUUCAAGGAAUCAUGCUGGAAAUGCAUGUACUACAUCUCCGCCGAGGUAUUUUCUGUGCUCAUCUCCGUUGGCGAGCCGUGGAUGGAAGACACCAAGCACUACUGGGUGGGCCCUGGGGAUCAGAAGUGGCCCGAUCAGAUGAUGAAGUUGAAGCUGAAAACGCUGUUUUGCUACGUCGGAGGGUUCUACACGUACAGCGUAUUCGCGCUCAUAUUCUGGGAAACGAGGCGAAAGGACUUCGGCGUGAGCAUGACUCAUCAUGUAGUUUGCGUGAUCCUUGUCAUCACCGCCUACAUUUUCAGGUUCGGCCGUAUCUGUUCCCUAAUGGUUGCGAUCCAUGAUGCCAGCGAUAUCUUCCUCGAGCUUGCGAAGCUAAGCAAGUACAUUGAAUUUGAAGCAAGCGCGACCAUCAACUUUCUUGUAUUUGCGGCAUCUUGGGCGUGGUUGAGGCUUUGGUGGUAUCCUCGAUACAUCAUCUACAGUUCGAGCUACGAGGUUGUUCAGCUACUGGACAAGAGAGACCACGUGGGUACCGGCCCACGAAUUUACUACUUCUUCAACUUCAUUCUCGUUCUCCUGCUAGUACUUCACGUCUACUGGUGGAUACUUAUCGCCAAAGUUAUUAUCCGGCAGUUUGGGUCAGGAGCAGUGGAAGAUGGCAGAUCUGAUGACGAAGACGAUGACUAGAAUUGAGUCCAUCAGCGCUCAACGACUGAACGACGUCGCCCAGUUCAGAUGAGUUCGCUUCUGCUGAUGACGAUGGACACUAGGCAAGCAGUCAACACGGUGGGCGCGAUUUGUAGAAGAUGGUUUUCAGAUUGUUCAGCGAAUUGGCCCGUGCUUGGCCAGUAGAAUUUUGGUCUAUUGCAGUACUUCAGCCCUUCAAUGUAUAUGCGCAAGGUCUUCGCGCUGCUCCCACACUCUACUAUUCAAACGCUGCGUGUACGGUGGCAACGUUUAAUUGUUUCCA
This is a messenger RNA of Closterium sp. NIES-67, 1355 nucleotides long. Lineage: Eukaryota; Viridiplantae; Streptophyta; Zygnematophyceae; Desmidiales; Closteriaceae. The record is from the annotation of a GenBank genome assembly.